AUUUGUUACACAUUCAGCCGUUCAUGGAGCUAUCUCGAGAGAAAGAUGACACCUACAUCAUGCCCUGCAGCCUUCAAUGCAUUGUUCUGGGCUCGGACCAAUGCCACGGCCCAGCCAUCGUCGUUCGUCAGGACAAUAUUGCUACCCUGGGCGGCCUGUAGGUAGAGGAGAGCGAAGAAUGCAAAUUUGAACAUGGUAGAAGACGAAUGGGACUGGGUGCUUUGCUGUGGCUAUUGUUAGUAGUGCUUUGUCCCAUGAUAUCAUAUCAAGCUGCAUGUGGUUUGCUCCCGACGAUAAGGUCAUAUGUGUUCGUUGAAAGAGCCGCUUCGAUUACGAUACUUGAACUUGCCACAAAGGCGCCGUCCAUCUCUCCAGUUCUUUUGAUAGAAGAGAAGAAGUCAAUGGCUGCCUCCGGUUUUAAUUUUUUUUUACCUAGUCCAAUCAUUUGUUCCGACUGUCGGUAUUUCUGCUAGGAUUACUUCGAGCGUUAGUGUCGUGCUUCAUAAAUUGUAUCGUUUGGUCACG
Messenger RNA from Guyanagaster necrorhizus, 525 nucleotides. RefSeq lists its product as uncharacterized. NCBI's taxonomy places the organism in Eukaryota, Fungi, Basidiomycota, Agaricomycetes, Agaricales, Physalacriaceae. The record is from RefSeq and is a predicted model, not a curated record. Bases 207 to 473 code for a protein of 88 amino acids. The transcript has a single exon.